AUGGCUGGCCAAAAAAAAUGCUUAUUUCUAGGAUUGCUUGCCUUUUUAUUUGCUAAACUGAGCACUGAAGGCAAAGAAGAUGAAGAAGAGACUUGUAGGUUGCUGGGCAAGUUUGAUUUGAAUGGGUAUGUAGAUGCCAAGAACCAUUCACUUGUUAUUGGAGGGAUGUUUCCUGUUCACUCCAGGAUCAUCCCAGCAAAUGAGUCUGUUUUGGAGCCAGUGUCAGCAAAAUGUGAAGGGUUUAACUUUCGGGGUUUCCGCUGGAUGAAAACCAUGAUCCACACACUCAAGGAGAUUAACGAGAGGAAGGAUAUUUUGCCCAACGUCACUUUGGGCUACCAGAUCUUUGACAACUGUUUCUCCGUCCCCAAGACAAUGGAAGCAGCGCUGGUUUUCCUGACAGGGCAAGAAGAAAACAAGCCCCAUUUCAGAAACAGCACGGGGGCGUAUCUGGCAGGAGUUGUGGGAGCAGGAGGAUCAUCCCUGUCCAUUGCUGCCUCGAGACUUCUAGGGUUGUAUUAUCUCCCUCAGGUGGGUUAUGCCUCUACCUGCUUCUUUCUUAGUGACAAAUACAAAUUUCCUUCUUAUAUCCGAGUAGUGCCCAGUGAUGAAGGCCAGUCAGUGGCCAUGGCAGAACUGAUCACCCACUUUGGUUGGGUGUGGAUAGGCACUGUGGCCAGUGAUGAUGAUUAUGGAAAGUAUGGGGUAAAGAUGUUUAAGCAACAUCUGGAAAGUUACAAAUAUUGCAUUGCAUUCUCUGAAGUCAUUCCCAAAAUCUAUUCCAAGGAGAAAAUCCAGAAAGUGAUUGACACUAUAGAGAAAUCCACAGCUCGAGUCAUUGUGCUCUAUGCCUCUGAUCUUGACCUUGGGCCCUUGGUGAUGGCAAUAGUUCACCACAAUAUCACGGGCAGGACAUGGAUUGCCAGCGAGGCCUGGAUCACCUCAGCUGCCUUGGCAAAGCCUGAAUACUUCCCAUAUUUUGGUGGCACUAUUGGAUUUGCAGUGUCAAGAGCUGAUAUCCCAGGACUGAAAGAAUUUCUUUCUGACAUUCAUCCUGACAAGGACCCAACUGACGUCCUGACCAUUGAAUUCUGGCAAACUGCUUUUAACUGCACUUGGCCCAACAGCAGUGUGCCCUACAAUACUGACCACAGAGUGGAUGUGAUUGGGCAAGGGGACAGAUUGCAGGCCAUGUCUGAUGAAUUCUGUACAGGGCAGGAGAAGCUGGAAGAGCUUCAGAAUACCUACCUGGACGUGUCUCAGCUGAGAAUCACAAACAACGUGAGACAGGCCGUGUAUGCUCUGGCUUAUGCCUUGGAUCGUCUGAGCAGAUGUGAGGAAGGGCAUGGGCCGUAUAUCCCAGGCAACACCUGUGCAUAUAUACCUGACUUUGAACCUUGGCAGUUAAUGUACUAUAUGAAGACACUUAAGUUUACAAGCCAAAAUGGAAGGAAAAUAGAAAUUAAUGACAACGGAGAUGUGGCUGGAUACUAUGAUAUUCUAAACUGGCAAUUAAAUGAUGGUGGAGAGCUCACCUUUGUGAAAGUUGGACGGUUUAUGCAUGUAGGUGAUAAGCAUGAAUUAGUGAUGGAAAAAGGUGCAAUACUAUUCUGGAACACCGAAUUAUCAGAGCUCCCCAACUCUGUGUGUACUGAGGUGUGUCAGCCUGGGACCCGGAAGGGGAUUCGUCAAGGGGAGCCUGUCUGCUGCUUUGACUGCAUCCCGUGUGCAGAAGGAUACGUGUCAGAGGAGCCAGAUCAAAGGGAAUGCACAGAAUGUGGUGAAGACUAUUGGUCAAAUGCACAAAAGAACAAGUGUGUGCUCAAGGAGGUGGAAUUCCUUGCUUAUGACGAGGCCCUGGGAUUCACCCUUGUUACUCUGUCCGUCUUUGGGGCACUGAUGGUCAUGGCCGUGAUGCUUGUGUAUGUGACACACAGACACACUCCUCUUCUCAGUGCCAGUGACCGGCUGCUGAGCUUCCUCAUCCAGGCUUCCCUUGUCAUCACGCUGCUGUCCUCCAUGCUUUUCAUCGGCAAGCCGCACAACUGGUCCUGCGUGACCCGCCAGAUGGCUCUGGCACUGGGCUUUGCUCUCUGCCUGUCUUGCAUUCUUGGAAAGACCACCACACUGUUUUUAGCCUACAGAAUUUCCAAAUCCAAAACCAGACUUCUAUCCAUGCGCCCUCUUUAUCGCAAAACCAUGGUGCUCACCUCAGUUCUCGUGGAGAUUGGCAUCUGCACAGCUUACCUGGUGUGGGAACCUCCCAGGGCAUACAAGAACAUAGAUAACCGGAAUGUCAGGAUCUUUCUGGAAUGUGAUGAAGGGUCUGUAGAAUUCCUGUGCACCAUGUUUGGGCUUGAUGUCUUCCUGGCCUUGCUGUGUUUUCUCACAUCCUUUGUGUCCCGGCAGCUGCCAGAUAAUUACUAUGAAGGAAAGUGCAUCACCUUUGGAAUGCUGGUCUUUUUCAUUGUCUGGAUCUCCUUUGUUCCUGCUUACUUGAGCACUAAGGGCAAGUUCAAAGUGGCAGUGGAGAUCUUUGCCAUCUUGGCAUCGAGCUAUGGAUUACUGGGCUGUCUGUUUCUUCCCAAGUGCUUCAUCAUACUGCUGAGACCCCAGAGGAAUACAGAAGAGACAGUGGGUGGAAGAGUCCCUGCAGUAGACAGGAGCAUCCAGCUGACUUCUGCCUCUGUGAGCAGUGAGCUGAACAACACAACGGUGUCAACUGUUCUGAAUGACUAGGGCUGUGAGGCUCAUGUGUCCCGGGAAACCUUGAUGAUGACACAGCUCCUCAGUCCCCUUUGGGCUGGUGUUGCAGGAGCUGCUGCUGAUCUGGGACAACACUGAGGGCUGGGUUCUGGUGGUGUAGUCUUAGUGUAGUGUUUCAAAUCUCAUACUGUGAAACCUCCUUUAGCAUGAAUUAGAAUACAGUUCCU
Molecule: messenger RNA, 2933 nt
Organism: Erinaceus europaeus (western European hedgehog)
Lineage: Eukaryota; Metazoa; Chordata; Mammalia; Eulipotyphla; Erinaceidae
Product: vomeronasal type-2 receptor 1-like
Exons: 6
Coding region: 1-2739 (912 amino acids)
Biological process (GO): G protein-coupled receptor signaling pathway
Cellular component (GO): membrane
Molecular function (GO): olfactory receptor activity; G protein-coupled receptor activity
Source: RefSeq, a predicted model, not a curated record